Molecule: messenger RNA, 4672 nt
Organism: Electrophorus electricus (electric eel)
Lineage: Eukaryota; Metazoa; Chordata; Actinopteri; Gymnotiformes; Gymnotidae
Gene: mau2
Product: MAU2 sister chromatid cohesion factor
Biological process (GO): mitotic sister chromatid cohesion
Molecular function (GO): protein binding
Source: RefSeq, a predicted model, not a curated record
GUUGUUUUUGUUGUUAUUGUCGUCAAAAUGGCGACUGGCGGAGAGGCCCCGGAGCCCUGGUACCUUGCGCUGCUCGGCUUUGCCGAACAUUUUCGCACUUCCAGUCCUCCUAAAAUUCGCCUGUGCGUACACUGUCUCCAAGCUGUGUUUCAGUUUAAGCCUCCGCAGAGAGUAGAAGCACGGACGCACCUUCAGCUUGGCUCGGUGUUGUAUCACCACACCAAGAACAGCGAUCUCGCCCGGAAUCAUCUUGAGAAAGCGUGGUUCAUCUCGCAACAAGUUUCACAGUUCGAAGAUGUUAAAUUCGAGGCUGCCAGUCUCCUCUCUGAGCUCUACUGCCAACAGAACUUGGUUGAUUCUGCUAAGCCGUUACUACGCAAAGCCAUCCAGAUAUCCCAGCAGACUCCUUACUGGCACUGCAGAUUGCUAUUCCAGCUAGCUCAACUACACACACUAGAGAAGGACUUGGUGUCUGCGUGCGACCUUUUGGGAGUAGGAGCCGAAUAUGCCAGAGUCGUGGGUUCUGAGUAUACCAGAGCCCUGUUUCUUCUGAGCAAAGGGAUGUUGCUGCUGAUGGAACGUAAGCUCCAGGAGGUGCACCCUUUGCUCACGUUGUGUGGGCAGAUUGUGGAAAACUGGCAGGGAAACCCAAUACAAAAGGAGUCCCUCCGGGUCUUUUUCUUAGUUUUGCAGGUCACACAUUACCUGGACGCUGGACAGGUCAAGAGCGUGAAGCCGUGUCUGAAGCAGCUGCAGCAGUGUAUCCAGACCAUCUCCACGCUUCACGAUGAUGAGAUCCUACCCAGUAACCCUGCAGACCUCUUCCACUGGCUACCCAAGGAGCACAUGUGUGUGCUCGUUUACCUGGUGACAGUCAUGCACUCAAUGCAAGCUGGCUACCUGGAGAAAGCACAGAAGUACACAGACAAGGCACUCAUGCAACUAGAAAAACUAAAAAUGCUGGACUGCAGUCCCAUCCUGUCCUCAUUCCAAGUCAUCCUGCUGGAACACAUCAUAAUGUGUCGCCUGGUUACGGGACACAAGGCGACAGCACUGCAGGAGAUCUCUCAGGUGUGCCAGUUGUGUCAGCAGUCUCCACGCUUGUUCUCCAACCACGCGGCUCAGCUCCACACACUAUUAGGGCUUUACUGCAUUUCAGUGAACUGUAUGGACAACGCAGAGGCGCAGUUCACCACGGCCUUACGGCUAACCACGCACCAGGAGUUGUGGACCUUCAUCGUCACCAACCUGGCCAGCGUCUACAUCAGAGAAGGCAACCGGCACCAAGAGCUCUAUAGUCUGCUAGAGAGGAUAAACCCUGACCACAACUUUCCUGUGAGCUCUCACUGUCUCCGUGCUGCAGCCUUUUAUAUUCGCGGACUGCUAUCCUUCUUCCAAGGCCGCUACAACGAGGCCAAGCGUUUCCUUCGUGAAACUCUAAAGAUGUCCAAUGCAGAGGAUCUAAAUCGACUGACGGCCUGCUCCCUUGUUCUCCUUGGACACAUAUUCUACGUGCUGGGAAAUCACAGGGAGAGCAACAACAUGGUGGUUCCAGCCAUGCAGUUGGCCAGCAAGAUUCCUGACAUGUCUGUACAGCUGUGGUCCUCUGCUCUGCUCAAAGAUCUGAACAAGGCCUGUGGGAACACGAUAGACGCACAUGAGGCCGCGCAGAUGCACCAGAACUUCUCCCAGCAGCUCCUGCAGGACCACAUAGCUGCUUGCAGCCUGCCUGAGCACAACCUCAUCAGUUGGACAGAUGGACCUCCUCCAGUGCAGAUCCAAGCUCAGAAUGGACCGACAACCAGUCUGGCCAGCCUGCUUUGAAUAUACAACGCACCCUUUACACACUUAUACUCACACCCUCACUCUCAGUGAGCACACGAAUUGUACAUACAGGUCAGCCUCCUCCGAACCCUUACUACCACACAAACUCAGAAAGAGACAGGACUCCACUGCUUUUGGCCUGCGGAUUUUAUUUGUAUUGUUCAUAUUUUAACUUAUUCUUAUUGAACAGGUAAACUGUUGGGGACAUGAGAUUUAAUUCAGUUUUCAGGAGGGGGGAGACAGUUAAGACAUGUCACUGUGGACACGACAAGUCUAAUUUACUGCUUAUGAACCUCCACACAUGGCAAAGGACAUGUAUAACAAACGGAGAAGGCUUUACUAGGCCAUAAACUCCCUUCAGAGAGUUUGCAGCCUGUGCAGUCAUAGGCCAUCACAGAAAUUUUAGAGACUGUUCUGAUUGGUUGAUCGGCCAUCAGGCUGCAUAAUGUGAGGCUUCAGAAGGUUCUUGCCUGUAAAUGUCUUUGAAGCUACUAGUGAAGCCAUUUCUCUUCAUAAUAGUGAUUUCAAAUUUAGGUUGAUAUUCAUAACAGUGAGAACGUAAUUGGCCCAUUCUGCCAUAUAUGUAUGUUCAUGUAUGUAUUUGGCUGUAAAGAUGUUUCCAACAUUUUUUUUCCCCCAACUAAUUAUCAUAAUUAUUAACCUGUUAAAUUAUUUUAAUUUCAGCACAUUAUCCACAACCUUAUCUAGUUCUAAAUGAAACAUGUGGAGGUGUGUGUUGGGUUGGCAUUGAAACAGCAGCAUCGCCCAGUCGGUGGGUGGGAGGUAGUUGUACUUUAAUAAAUAGUGGAUUCUUUGGUAAACAAGCCAGUUGCCUUGAGUUUAGGUAAUCCAGAGAAGCAUUUCUUAGCCGAGAUGUAGCCAGCCAGACAGUCUGCGUUUUUGCUCUGAUCCAUUUCUUACAUACCUGAGCCAAGCCAUUAAGAACACUGAAUACCUGGUACAGGUGUACUGGCAGUGGAACUAGGUCCUGAGGACAGGUCUGUGGAACACCAGUCUGGAGUUGACCCUGCACCAGUACUGUUGAGAUCUGCUAUCUUAAAUUAAUCCCAAAACUGGCCUGUUAAGACCGGCAUUCAACCUCAGUAGAGCAGUCCCCUGUUCUCUGGGCCUUGUGUGUGAUCCAGAAUGUAGAGAUGCAUUUAUCUACAAGGACACAGUGAGGACAGUAGUGUUGCUCGGUCAGAGCAAACCUUUAAAAAAAGAAAAAUAAAGUGACGCUAAUGUCUGGUUCCAUGAAAUAUUCUCUUUUGUGAGAACAUUGAAUUUGUUUGCUCAAAAGAAACCAAGCUUUGAAGGGCAGCUAGCAGUUUUAGUAGGGAAUAUAGGUGUAGUUGGAACAGAACAAUCCUUGGCUACAUUUAAGCACCAUGGGAUCGGGAUGUCUUUAAUGCUGUCUAAACCACAUCUCUAUGUUUCAGAACUGUUGUAUUUCAUUAUUUUAUUUUUAAUCUAUAUCUAAAAUGAGUAAAUACAUAGUAAACUUCUUUUUACAAAAUGUAUGUCUUGCGUGGGAUAUUCUGAAGUUUGUACAGAAUUUUUCUAUUUUGAACCUGCAGAUACUUAAGCAGUAUCAGUCUUCAUUACCAUGACAGUUUUAGUAAAAAGAACAUUUGCGGUUUAGGGAAUGCUGUCCUUCAUGUGAACACGUUUUUGUUUUUUGUUUUUUUCUUUAUUUGUUUUGUCUGUGGCACAGUACUAGUUAUUGAUCAACAGAAUUGAAGAUUGAAGCAUAAUUGCUCAUGAGGACUUGAAGCUUUGAAUGAGUAAGACUCAUUACAACUUGCCUAAAAACACCAGCAUACUAUGUAUUGCAUAACGGGCCUUCAUCUUUUAGUUUAACAGUUUCAUAAUCAUUCAUCACCUGAUAUUUAUUGUUAAACUAUUUUAUGCUUGAGUGAUGUCAUCACUCCUGCUGUAACACACAGCUCCCCUACAAACAUUUUGCUCAUGCAGUGUAACAAAUUGGACUUCACUGGGAAUGUGUACAACAUGCAACCAACAGAGGGCGCUGCAGAGUUGUAUGUGGCUACCUUCUACAGGUCAGCAUCAAGAUGCCUGAUCCACAGGACCCAGGGCCGAUAUUCACAAAGCACCUAGCUUAGAUGGCUGUUUCAGGAUCAGCUUCUUGAAGCCAAGAGUAGUAUAACAGAGUUCUCAGUCAUCUUUCCACUUCUGAGAGCAAUGCUAAAUACAGGCUUCAAUGCCUUACGUGUAUAGACUGCACGCGAAGGGACAAGAACGUUCUCUUCUUGAUCGCAGGAGGCAGGUGUAGUGAAACUCAGAAACAUUUUGUAAAAUUCUAGUAAAUAUUUCUUAAUUAUGAUUGAAGCCCUUGAUAUCAGUAGAAAACCCCUUUUCCUCUCCCUUUAGUGUCAUUUUCUUUUCUUUUCAGACACUGUAUUUUUUGUACUUGUCUCAAUGCUGGGUUUUGUUUUUGUUUUUGUUUUUUUAACACAAAGCCUGUUUAAACAGUUUUCUUUUUAAGAUAUUUACCCCCUUUUCUGUAGUUUUAAACAAAUAAAUCCAUUUAUUAAAUUUUGUAAAGUUUGAAUAUUUAUAUACCACAUAUAUCCAUAUUAUCUUUGUCAUUAUUUUGAUUCAUCAAAUUUAAGAAACUGCAUAAAUGGUACAAAAAGCAGUUGCACUGUGUCUUUUUUAUCUCAUGCUUUGAAUGCAUAUUCUUUCAAGGACACAUAAUGGACAGUUUAUGAUAAAGUCUAGAUGUUGAGAAGAGCUUUGGACCUUUCUGAAAUGUAUAGGCUGCUAAUUGUCCUAGAAAUUCAGGACCUUGUGAAGUUUUAACUGAAUUAUUAAACUCUCAACUGGU